CUUCGUCGACUUGCUCAACAGCGUCUCCUCUGGCUACUUCCCUUCUGCACAACUAAAACCGACAGUUUCUUCCACCCAAGAACUCGCACACUAAUGGGAUUUAGAUUCCACAAUCUCCAUCUUCUAUACAGAAGCUGCAUGUCAAAACUUUCGCACGUCAAUAAGGAUUUUCACCCUAACCCCAUGAUCCAAACCCUCAAUUCUCAUCUCCAAGACCCUUCACUAACUCUCUCUGACAGACCCAUUUACAAAGUCUCCAGAAGGUGGCAUAUGGGCCAUUCCGACCAUGAUCGUGGCCUUGAUCAGCACCACCAGCAUCACCUUUCUGGCAAGGAGGGCGAGAACAUUUUCAGGCUGGGUCUCACUGCUGACAUUUUUUUGGCUAGCGGGAAGGCCCUGACGGGUUAUCUUUCCGGUAGCACCGCAAUUAUCGCCGAUGCGGCGCACUCAAUUUCCGACGUGGUUCUUAGUGGCAUUGCGCUAUGGUCAUUUAAAGCUGCAAAGGCUCCUAAAGACAAAGAACACCCAUAUGGACAUGGUAAAUUUGAGACUCUAGGAGCCCUUGGAAUCUCUUCUUUGCUUUUGGUUACUGCGGGUGGUAUUGCAUGGCAUGCUUUAGAUCUUUUGCUAGGGGUGUUAUCGUCACAUCCUGAAAUAGUUGAUCAGCCAUUAAGACAUGAGCAUGUGGAUGGCCAUCAUCAUAGGGGGCAUCACCAUGGAAUUGACAUGGAUCACCCCAUCCUGGCUUUGAAUAUGACCAUUGUAUCAAUAUGUGUUAAAGAAGGGCUUUAUUGGAUAACAAAACAAGCCGGGGAAAGACAAGGCAGUGGGCUGAUGAAAGCAAAUGCAUGGCAUCAUCGUGCAGAUGCUAUUUCCUCUGUAGUAGCUCUCAUUGGUGUUGGAGGCUCUAUUCUUGGAGUUAAGUUUUUAGAUCCACUUGCUGGACUUAUAGUCUCAGGCAUGAUCCUAAAAGCUGGACUUGAAAGUGGGUAUCAGAGUGUUUUGGAACUAGUGGACGCUGCGAUCCCAGCAGAACAAUUGGAUCCUAUUAAACAAACAAUACUUCAAACUGAGGGUGUCAAGGGAUGCCAUCGGAUGAGGGGAAGGAGAGCUGGGUCAUCUCUGUAUCUUGAUGUACAUAUUGAGGUUGAUCCUCUAUGUAGUGUUAGUGCAGCUCAUUACAUUGGUGAAAAGGUUCGUCAUCGAAUUCACAAAUCCCAUCCUGAAGUAGCUGAAGUUUUCAUACACAUAGAUCCUGCAAUUUCACAAAUCUCCCCCAGUGUAGCCGACCAGCAAGAAAGUAUGAAGGGGACCAGGUACCAAAAUAGAAAUAUUCCUGCCGUGGAUAAAGAUUUUGAAGCAGUUGUUUCUGAGGUCAUUUUGGCAAAGUUUCCUGAGAUCAUGGUUGUUGAGCGCAUUACCCGCCAUUUGUUGCAAGGCAAGGUUUUACUCCAAAUUGAGGUGUCUAUGCCCCCAGAAAUGUUGAUAAGACAGGCAAUGGAGUUGGCAGUAGAAGCAGAAAAGGAGAUUCAGAAGGCAGCCUCAAAUAUCAUUCAUGUCAGCAUUCAGCUGCGCUUGGGGCAUCCAAUGCCACAGUUGAACCAUGAAUAACAUACUGACCAAGAGAGAAGAAUACAGAACGUACAGGUUAUACAUGUGUUGUUUCUAGUUAGGGAAGAGUAAUAAAUAGGAUUGCUGAAGCACUGACAUAAUACUAUGGACAUCUAUUGUCCACAAGGGGCCAGGGAAAUUGCGUCUUUAACACUCCAAAGUUUCAUUGGAGCCACCUCGUUUAUCAUGAUUACAUUGUUUAGGGAACCAGUUUUUCGUGUAAUCUUUUAGUUUCAUCCACAUUCAGUUGAGAUCCAUGUUCUGUGCUGAGGGGACUCUGGUGAGAUCCAGAGUUGUUCCCCUCCUAAGCCUUUUCGAAUAUUUUGUUACAUAUGAUGCUGAAGUUUGUUCAUCAUAUUGUGAUGCAUUUUAUGUCU
Messenger RNA from Juglans regia (Persian walnut), 1988 nucleotides. Its product is annotated as metal tolerance protein 2. NCBI's taxonomy places the organism in Eukaryota, Viridiplantae, Streptophyta, Magnoliopsida, Fagales, Juglandaceae. The coding region runs from base 94 to 1611 and encodes 505 amino acids. Gene Ontology annotation, cellular component: membrane. Gene Ontology annotation, molecular function: monoatomic cation transmembrane transporter activity. The record is from RefSeq and is a predicted model, not a curated record. Gene Ontology annotation, biological process: transmembrane transport; monoatomic cation transport. The transcript has 12 exons.